Symbiodinium pilosum is the source of this 1110-nucleotide messenger RNA. Lineage: Eukaryota; Dinophyceae; Suessiales; Symbiodiniaceae. The record is from the annotation of a GenBank genome assembly.
AUGCGCCAGCUGUUGAGGCUGUGUCGUCCGACUGAAUUUUGCAGCAAGCUGCAGAGAGUGUCGCCGCAUGCGGCAGCAUUCCAGCUUCCAAGUCGGCGUUUCUGCGCAGUUUCGGUGGCACAAGUCAAGGAACUGAGGGAUAGAACUGGUGCUUCAAUGGGGAAGUGCAGAGAAGCCUUAAAAGAAGAGAGCGGGGAUCUCGACAAGGCAGUGGAUUGGUUGAAAAAGCGUGGUGUGCGAUCCAUGGAGAAGCGCGCGGCAGAAUCUGUGGAAGCAUUGCUCUCAUUGGGGCUGAAUCAGCACGGAGUCAUUGUGGAACUGCGGGCUGAGACGGACUUCGUCACACGAAGCGAGAUUUUCCAACAGACGUUGAGACACCUGGCAAACAUGCUUGUGGCAGCACCUGAUGUCUCGGAUGCUGGAGUGGAGGCAGUUCUGGGCAUGAGAAUAGCAGAUGGUCCAGAUCGGCCAUCGCAGUUCCGAACGGGGGCAGUUGUUUCGGAAGCGCUUCUGGAGCUCGGAAGUGUCCUUGGGGAGAAGCUGGUUCUUGCCAACGUGCAGUUCCUUGCGGCCCCUGCGCAAGGAGUUGUCGGCGGGUAUGUGCAUCCCAAAUCAGCAGACGGCUUGCCGGGCACUGGUCGGAUGGCUGGCUUGGUAGCUGUGAGGAGUGAAAGGUGCGACCCAGCUGCCUUGCAGACUAUCGCUUCGCGACUGGUGCGUGCCUUCUCCCUGCUUAACGGGCUGGUAAUGAGACAUGCUCAGGCACGCCACGUUGUGGCUGCGCAGCCACGAUUCCUGAACGUGAGCAGUGUGCCCGCUGAGACUUUGCGGAAGGAACGCGAAGUCUUCAAGGCUGCUUAUUUCGAACAACUUGGGCCCAGGAAAGCCGGAGGCAUGGAUGAGAAGGUGAUACAGAAGGUGUUGGAUGGCAAAACUGCCAAAUUCUACCAGGACUCAGUUUUCGCCUGUCAGGAGCUUAUUGCGCCGCAGGUUGCCGGAGGCAAGUCCGACCAGAAAGCCCUACCUGUCUCUGAGUGGCUUGAGGCCGAGGCCCGCUCUCUGUCAGCAAGCCCAAUCCUCAUCGAGGACUUCAAGCUGGCUGUGUUGUGA